This is a messenger RNA of Aspergillus heteromorphus CBS 117.55, 4530 nucleotides long. Its product is annotated as putative nuclear pore complex subunit Nup133. NCBI's taxonomy places the organism in Eukaryota, Fungi, Ascomycota, Eurotiomycetes, Eurotiales, Aspergillaceae. Gene Ontology annotation, biological process: transcription-dependent tethering of RNA polymerase II gene DNA at nuclear periphery; protein import into nucleus; poly(A)+ mRNA export from nucleus. The record is from RefSeq and is a predicted model, not a curated record. Bases 158 to 4180 code for a protein of 1340 amino acids. Gene Ontology annotation, cellular component: nuclear pore outer ring. Gene Ontology annotation, molecular function: structural constituent of nuclear pore; protein binding. The transcript is spliced from 4 exons.
CAACAGUCAAUUAUUGCAUCUGCAACACAACGACUUCAACCUCACAUCAGCACAAAUCUAACAUACUGGUGGUCUUUGUACUGCAAUUUCUACCUGAUGCUCUCAGUUGAGCCUGCAGUUGUACAGGGUGUCUUAUUUACCUCGUCAAGGCCUAAGUAUGUUUGUACCGAGGGCGGCACUCUCAUCAGCAGCUUCUCUGCGGAGCAAUCCCAGGCGGCGCCAGCGGACAAAUUCUGAUGAUUCUACAAAACCCCCAAGUGCCAAGAGGCAGAGAUCCACCCUCAGGGAAGAUAUAGAAUCAUCACCUGAAUCUGCCCAGCAUCCCCAACUUAAACCAGGGGAAUGUGCCCCAUCGACUCUUUCAAGUCACGAUGUCGCGCUUGAGGAUAACCUGAAUUUGCAAACAAACAUUCCUAUAAGGGCUGCCAAAAAGGCGGAUGACUGCAAAUGUAAUAGCGAUGGCACGCUCAUGCUCUCAAAGACUGAGUUCUACACCGUGACACAACUACCAAACUUUCCGGAUCAAGUCCCGGGUUCACAGCCAGGGGUCUUCACAGGUUCUUUUGGAACUGGUUAUGGAUAUGCUUUGGCCUUAGCAGCGUCGCAUGCAAUCAUUUGGCCGUAUGUGAACACUAGUACAUCAUCUUCCAUGACAGAUGUUUUCACACUGCCAUUUCCUACGUCACAUACCGACUCUAACCCUCCUACCCCCCUCGGAUUACUCUUGUCGAACGCAGCAGGUGCGGCACCUGGGCUGUUGGUUGUCAUGCCCUAUACCGGGAAAGUAAUCUAUUGGGAAACCAUAUCAAGUGGCUCUUCCCUAGGUUUUGCCAGACACAAACAAUCUGGAAUCCCGGGGAGUAUUCACGGCAUGCUCUCAGGUGAACAUGCGACAGAUAUAAUAAAUAGCGAGCCAUCGGGUGUUAUGGUCACAUUUUCUACCGGGAGAAUUGCCCACAUAUCAAUUCGGGACUCCCAAGGAAAGCCCGCGGUGAUUGUGUCUUUUCUCAGAAGCCCCUCUGGUGGUGGUAGAACCGGACUCUUGGGAAGUCUGAAGAAUGCUCUCGGGGGUGGCUUUUGGAGGAAGAAUAUUGCGGCCCUUCACGCGGGUGAAUCUCAUCAGCGCGGGCAGCGGGAUGUAAUAAUUGCCACCUCGGCCGGCUUUUUUGAAAUCUGGGACAUGCACUGGAAUAACGGGAGCAUGCCCAAACAGCAAUUUGACGUGGGAUUUCACUUGCCUGAGGCUCUUCGUCAUCAAGUUGUUGAACAUGCCAAUGGUGAUGACUUCAAGAUCCUGGACUUUGCCAUCUCUGACAGCGGCCAAACCAGUCAUGAUGUUUACAAUGGUGGUCCCCAGUCAUGGCACAUCACCGUCAUCGUGGCACGAACUACAACGAAUCAUCGAAGCCUAUUCGUUGUGCAAUUGAAACUUUGUGACGGGGUAGAAAUAAUUUCUACAAAUCAUGUCGAAUUGCACAAUCUUUCUACACAUCUGGAACCCUCAUGUGUCCGAUUAUUCGUCCCUAGCCCUGGAGACACUGCAUUUGUUGUUAUUGGGCAGUCACUCGCAUUGUUCUCAUUGAACAAUAACGAGAAAGAGGUCUCGAAACAUCCGAUUGGUAGUGAAACUCGUCAGUCCAUUUUCAAGGAUGUUAUUCCCUUACGAUCUGGACCGGGUUACGAGAUCUUGGCGAGUGGAUAUGAGGACCAGAUUGAUGGAGAAUCUUCAGCCGCAUGCUUGCUCAUGCUUCGUGAUUUUGGCAUCCUUCGUAUUACAGCUUUGCCUCGCGAUAGCAAAAGAGACACCACUAAAGAUGGCCACAUUACUGCGAAGCAUAAAAUUGAGCAAGCCAUAUUCUAUGGCACCAUGACCAAAAAUCCGUUGAACCUUAUUGGCAAUCAUGGUCUAAUCUUUCCUGUUACGGAAAUCGAGCAGGCUGCAUUGGAAAUAUGUGGGGAACUCAUGCGAUCCACAUCGAAAUUCAUACCGACAAGUGGUGUCUCUGUGGAUCUGAAUCUCAAAUUGCGGGCCAAAGCCCUAGAUGACCUUGUCUUCAUAUUAUCCCAGCAGAACCAACCCCUCCGGCGUGAAGUAUGGUGGCAAUUACUUUGGGGUGCGGAGAAACUUUCGGCCCAAAGAGCCAUGUGGAAAAUAGAAGAUAAUUCCAGGACAUGCAAAGGCAGAACAUCCACCUUACUGAGCCAUAUACUCGACUCAAUGGGCAAAAGGUUCAAAACCGAGGUGGGAACUGCUGAUUGUGACUUGGUGCGCCAUUGGUUUCUGCAUGACACCUUUCAAAUGGAACACAUUGUGCCAUGGAUAUUCAACGCCAUAAAGCCCCAAAAAGGUAACCAUGCGAAGGCAGGACGAAAGACGUCGGAACAGCUCCUUGAAGCUAGCGAACUGUCGCUAGCUAUCUUGGAGACGGCGUAUCGUUAUCGAGACGAAAAUGCUAGUCGGUAUGGGAUCAGUGACGGCCUUCUCGAAUCCGGUGUAUUUACCAGUGACUAUAACGGCGUCCCAGAAUUCUGGACAUCUUAUCGCGUUGGUUAUAUCGAAACAGGACAUCUGCUAGACUUGGAACUCGAUAGCUGUAGGGCUUGGAUUCAGCAAACGACUUCCACUCCGGAGCUACCUGAAAGUCAAAUCGUGAAGAAGCUUGCAAAAAAUAGCGCCAGACAGCUUAAUAUUUUGGGCUCUAUGCAUUCUGAAAGAGUAAGAUGGCUUUCGGCUCAAGACGACCCAAAAUUGGUCGAAGAGGGUAUCGCCACUGAACAGACGCACGCUAAGCAGCGAAAGUGGCAUUUAUUCAAAUUGGCUGGAAUAGGUCAGCUGGAUGAUGCAAUCGUUCUUGCCGAGAAGUUUAGAGAUAUGGGAGCCCUGGUGGAGCUUAUAAUUGAGCUUCAAGACCAAACAAAAGGCUCGACAAUACAUCAAAGUUCACGAAACGGUGCGGCAUCUGCCGAUGAUGUUAGCCCAGCUGAGCAACUCAGUACAAAGAUUUCCUUUUAUUUUGAGAAAUUCGGUGAACCAUGGGCAGACGCCUUUUUCUCUCGGCAGAUAUCCAUGGGACAAUCAGGAAUUUUGUUUGCAAUGAGAAAAUUCCAGCCUUAUGUUACUCGGUUCCUGCGAAAACAUCCAGCUUAUUCCCGGCUUGGCUGGAUCAAUGAUGUGAUAGGCGAAAACGACUAUGACUGCGCCGCUCAUGUUUUGGAGAGCCUGGCCACCGAACAUGAGUCUGAUAUUUGGAGUCAUCGAGUGCAGUUGUCCUUGGCAAAGCUGGCAAAUCUAGCCUCCUGGGAGGAAUCUGCUACUCCGGAUAGCCUGAUCGUUCGCGAUAAUGUCAGGCGUUUGGAGGAUUUAGCAGAAACAGAUGUCGUCCAAGAAGUUAUCUUUGCCUACAUGAAACCGGCGUUGCAAAGCGCGAUUGACCCAAAGGCAGCGAUUGACAUCGCAGCCGAAUCUUUCACUAAAUUAACCGCCGAAGACAGACCUUCAUUGCAUGAGAUAUUUGUCGAGGGUGUCUCCAGAAUAGUCUCUCGUCAAGUAGUUGGCCUUGACGAACUCAUCGACUUGUUGACACUUAUUGAUUUGACUCUGGUUACUGGGCAUGGCCAAGAUGAAAUUGUUGGGAAGCAAUUUUAUCUAGCUUUACGAGUUAUCCGACUCGCUUCCCAGGCGCAGGGGCAGCAUCGUAAUAUUGCCUUGCAAAAGCUGGUAUGGAGAAGAUGCAUGAUAGAUAAUAAUUGGAGGCAACUUGGGGAGACUGCCGAAGAGAAGGAAGCCGACUUCAAUUCCCUCCUGUAUGAUACCUCGCUUUUUCGCACCCUUAAUUGGUGCUUCAGGGACGGGCGUGAUGAAGAUUCCAGUUAUCCUUCUAUCUACAUCCCCGACUCGCCCCACGACUUGUUGUUGAGCGAGUCAGAGUCUGAAUAUCUAACAUCGCGUUUUCACCCAGAGCAACGAAUACGGGUACAUCAUGAUCUUGUUAGGGAGAGUGAGAUGUUGCACCAACAGAUCAAUAAUGGGAAACUCGAGUUCUGGUUCAAGAGCUUUGUCGACUCGGCCAAGGCUGCAACUCACGAAACCCCUCUUGUUGUCAAUGACAAAGACAAUGCGCAACAUUGUACGCAAUUACUGGAAGCUCCAACUGAUAAAGUACAAUUAAGUUGGCUCUAGGGCAUCAGUUAGGGGUAGGCCCGACAGAUAGCAUAUUUCAUGAUAUCGGGCAAUGGCCGGCCAGUUUUGCCAUCUAAACCUCUCUCCAUCUUUCUAUCACUUAGGCUUGGAUAUCUCUUCCCAUGUGCACGAUUUUCACUCCCCUGGUAUUUGUAUUUAUGCCAGUCUAUUUGUGACAUUUAAAAAUACAACACUGAGAGGUGGGUGGAUUGACGCAUUUCGCUAACUAGGUGAAGGGUUCAAGAUUCUCUACUAAGGAUCCUUUCAACGGGGCAGGGUACAAAGUAUGCCGGGCAUGCAAUAAAAGUGGUCACUUUAUACUGAUCAUACAGUUGACUUAGGUCUGUUAU